AUGCCGAGUGUUAUCUGCGGAGCUUACAUACUGUCAACAGACGCUGGAAGACGCCAGCGCAAUAAGAGAGAAGACUCCGUCAAUGAUUCAGUUGGAACUUUCUCAGCGAAGCAGCCGGAUCUUGAGAACAGUAGCCCUGCGUCUAAUGAUUCCCCUGAGCUCACGGCACCUGCAUUUAUCUAUCCUAGCGAUGUACUGCGUAUUUUGAAAGCACUCAAGUGCUCAACUUCCGCUACAAUUGAUGGGAUUCCGCAGAUUGUAUACAAGAGAUGUGCGCACUCCCUGUACAGACCACUAACAAUGAUCUUCAAUGCCUCGCUGCUGUUCUCUGAAGUUCCUUCACUGUGGAAGGAAUCCAUUGUAACUGCUAUCCCAAAAACCAGUGAUGCUAUUCUACUGUCAUCUUUUCGUCCAAUUAGCAUUACCCCGCCUCCAGUCAAAAUAGACUUGGAUACUCCACUAGUGACAAAUGCGGAAAGCGAGACACCCGGUUUAAAGAAGAUUUUGUUCUCCAAAGGUGAAAUUCGAUAA
Ostertagia ostertagi is the source of this 531-nucleotide messenger RNA. Lineage: Eukaryota; Metazoa; Nematoda; Chromadorea; Rhabditida; Trichostrongylidae. The record is from the annotation of a GenBank genome assembly.